Molecule: messenger RNA, 774 nt
Organism: Closterium sp. Yama58-4
Lineage: Eukaryota; Viridiplantae; Streptophyta; Zygnematophyceae; Desmidiales; Closteriaceae
Source: the annotation of a GenBank genome assembly
GAGUCGUGCAACGAGGUGCGGCGAAUCAUCCGCCAAGUCAAACCGGAGGUGGUGUUCCUGGAGGUGUGCUCCGACCGCGUUGCCAUGCUCAUGCCCAUGGACCACCUGCAGCAGCUGCCAUCACUGGCAGAGCUCAUAGCGGUGUGGCGCAGCAACAAGUCCAACGCCUUCGCCCUCAUCUAUGGCUACCUGCUCGCCAAGGUGGCAGCGCGCAUGGAGGUGUGUCCCGGGGCGGAGUUCCGUGCCGCCUACGAGGAGGCCGUGGCGUGUGGCGCUGUUGUCAAACUCGGUGACCGCCCCGUGCAGGUGACGUUGAGGCGCACGUGGGCCAUGAUGAGCCGCUGGCACCGUGUGAAGCUGGUGGCGCUGCUGCUGCUGCAGGCGCUCUGCCUGCCCUCCAAGGCCCAACUCCACCACCUCGUGGAGGAGCUCAAGUCGUCGGACCUGCUGUCACUGGCCGUGGCGGAGAUGGCCCGCGCCUUCCCCUCGCUGCUAACCACGCUCAUCCACGAGCGCGACCUGUACAUGGCGUGCAUGCUGCGGCACGUGGCCAAGAGGAGCUCGCGCGUGGUGGCGGUGGUGGGCAAGGGGCACGUGGCAGGCAUCACUGCCAACUGGACUCGCUCUGACAUCGAUGUGGCAGCGCUGCUGCGCAUGCCUGCCCCCCCCGCGCCCUUGUUCUCGCCGCUGGCGUGGCGCUGCUUGCUGGCCGGCAUGGCUGUGGGGGGCGUGGGCGUGGCUGCUCUCACCAUCACCGCAUGGCGCAGCCGGUGA